AUGUCGGAUGACAGCAACAAUGUGAUUUCGCUCUUUGAGGGCAUCCCCGAGUUCGAGGGCGAUCCACCCACGCCGCCGGGGCACGACGAAAUUUCCUACACCGCAGAGGGGAUCAUUGGUUGGCUCAACUCGGUCGCCAAUGGCCACGACCGCCAUUACUGCCUGUCGCAUGUGUUCAGCAGCGUCGCGGUGCACAGCCGGCGGGCGCCUCGAAAGGGCGACAGCGGCUAUCUCACUGCUUACCAGCGCGACCGCGUUUUGAAGGCUGUCCGAGCCGCUCGCUACAAAAACCCCAGCAUGUUCUGGGAAGACACCGCUGUUACGCGAGAGAUCACCCGGCAAGGGUUCGACGCGCUCGAAAAGCUCAUUGAGCUUUGGACCUAUGAUCUUUUUGGCCCGGAGCCAGGCGACACAGAAGAGCACCUGGAUAUCUACGCCUACGCCCGCAUUUUUCAGAACCUGAUGCACAACAUCAGCUUGGCCGAGGAAAUUGAAGAGCGGAUGAAGGCGCGCGCCGCCAAGGACGUUGCCAAGAUCCGCUCCAUGGCCCUGGGCUCCGGUUCAACUCCGGAGUUGGCGACAUCACCGAAGCGCAAAACCUCGAAGCGCGCCAACGAGUGGCGGCCGACUAUCUCGACCAAGCGCUGGCGCUGCUCAAGCGCCGGUGCCAUCGGUGGCGACCUUCGCCAUACACCGCAAGAGUGCCGCGAAACUUUGAAAGCAACGUUUCUCGAACUGGCGCCCGAGAUAAGGGCCGCUGCCGAAGAGAGUGUUCCGCCCGACGAUAUCCUUCAUGGAUUGGGCAACACGCUCGCGAUGCUGUUCUCCGAUGCCGAGGACGGGUUUCAGCGCGACCGGCUCAACUACGCCUGCAUUCUCUACGGCCAACUCCGUAUCGCCUUCCAUCGUCGCGAUCUCAGUGAUCGAGGCUACCAGCUCGCAGCAGCGAUAGCGUGGAAGCAGUUUGCUGAAACGCCGCGUGCGGAACUUUCGGGAUAUGCCAACGCCCAGGCGACGCGGCAACAGGCCCUGCGCAUGCAACAGCUUUACGCCGCCGGCGCUUCGCCAUCGGAGCAGGCGGCGUUGAUCGGCGUGCAAAACUUCGGCCAGACGCCCGAGGGCUUCCGCUUCGACGUGAACACAAGGAGCGGCGACAACCGCUACAACACUGAUAUGGUCACAGCGACCAACACGGCCAACAAUGUUCGCGACAAUCAGCGCGCGACGAUCACCAGCCUCUUCGGUUCACUCGAUGAGGGGCAGAUCGCCCCGGCUGUGCCUCAGAACGUUAUGGGCGCGGUGGGUCUUCCCGCCAUAGAUCAGCGCAACGGGCUUCCCGCCCGCGCGCUCACGGACGACGAAGUUCUCGGCGCGGUGCUCGAUGGCAUGGACCCGGAAAUGCAGCAGGCAAUCGCGUUCGGCAAUACCGCGGUGGAAACCGUGCAGACGCCGAAUGGCCCACGUAUCGAAACCCGCUUCGGAUCGGUUGGCCAGGCGCCGGCCGCGACUGGUGGCAACGACACCAGCGCAGCCGAAGAGCAGAUCCUUCGCUUGUCGCAGCAGUUCAUCGAUACCGGGCUCACCACAGAUCCCGCCGAGGCGCGAAACCUCGCCAUCGGUAUCGUCGACAACCGUUACACCAAGAGCCGCCACCCCGUUACGGGCGAGGCGAUCGUUCUGGACGUCGCGACCGGGCAGCCUGUCACGCGCGGUGGCGGUCAGCCGACCCCGACAGCGGGCGGCACGUUCGACGGCGCCUUCAAUGCUGCGAACAACGCGACUGAUCCGACGCUCGACGCGAUUAUGCGCGAUGAAGCCGGCGGCGAAAGCCAGUUUGGCACUCGCUUCUCAAAUUCGCCCGAGGCUUUUGGCGUGGGCGGCGCGCUCACUGGCGGCAUCAAUACAGUGUUCGAUGCGGUGGGCGCCCCGGCACCCUAUCCCGAGGUCCAGCAGACCCAGGCCGAUUUUGACGUCCUGCGCGAAAGCCUGCUCAACGAUAUUGGCAACGCCUACAACCGCCAGCCGCCAUCUUGGCUAUUGCGCAACAUUGAAGCGCUGACGCCUCGCGCGGGCAACGUGUUUGAAGGAGCGGGCACCGCUCAAUCCAAGCUCAACGCGAUCGGUCGACAGCUCACGGAUGAACUCAGCACCGCCGAGGAAACCUUGCGCGGCGAGUUGAGCCCGACAAACCGGCAGGAAACGGAAACGCGCGUGAUCGGCCUUCGGGCCGCGAUCGGCCGCGUUACCGAUGCGCUGCAAUCCUUCGGCACCGAAGGCGAUCAGCCCGGCGGUGGCCAGCGAGCAACGCCAACCGGCUCUACCGGAAACGGCGGCGAUCAGGAAGUGGGAGCCGAUGUAAUGAACAGCACCUUGCCACCCGGUUUCGUCCGUGAUCAGCCGCCCACGGCGCGCGAGGGCAUCCCGCAAAUCACUGUUCGCUAUUCCGAUCCUCCCCCGCCGCCCGAGGGCUUUGUCCUCGAUAGCGGUGGCCAAGAGGCUGCGCCGGAGCAGCGCCCCCACGGAGCCGCGUUUCUCAACCAGGGCAUCGCGCAAGGGCUCGGCCUGCCCGUCGACCUGAUAUCGGGUUUGGUCAAUUCCGGCGUCGUGGGCGUGAACGCGGUGACGGGUUUGGAAAUCCCUACGAUCGACGAGCCGUUUGGCGGUUCGGCCAGCAUCAAUCGCGGCUUGAACGCGCUUCCCGGCGUUUCCGCUGCCCCGCCCGAUAUGCCGCCCGAAACGCUCAUCGAGCAUAUUUUCGCGGGCGCCGGUGGCGCGGCGGGCUCCGUUGGUCCUGUUGGUCUUGCCGGACGGCUUAUGUCCUCCACGGCUUCGCCUAUGGCCCAGGCGGUGGGCAACACGCUCACGCAACCCUUCACACAAGCGCCGGUGCGCGGAUUUGCAUCCGAAAUCGCAGCGGGCGCCGGGGCCGGGGCGGGAAUGGACGUAGCCGAUCAGCUUGCGCCCGAUAAUCCUCUCGCGGCGACCGCCGGCGCUCUAUUUGGUGGCGUGGCCGGUGGCGCGGGGCCAUAUCUCGCGUGGGAGGGCGUCAAACGCACUCCUGUAAUCGGAGGCUCUAUCGCCGCGGGCACGCGGUUGGCCGCAGGCGAAAUUGCGCCGUUUACCGAAGCCGGAGCGAUGGAACGCGCCCGCCGCCGCAUGGCUGGACUGGUCGAAGAUCCUGAUGCCGCAAUCGAAGGGCUCAACACGCCCACAAUUGGCGGGCUCUCGCCAUCCGUCUCAACAG
Molecule: messenger RNA, 3244 nt
Organism: Symbiodinium necroappetens
Lineage: Eukaryota; Dinophyceae; Suessiales; Symbiodiniaceae
Source: the annotation of a GenBank genome assembly